GGCUAAUACCGCCUCCCUGCCUCCUCCGUCCAAUCAGCGCUGCUCACUGGGGAAGUGGGCGUGGUCUGUUCCUUCCAGGAGCGCCGCUGUCAUCCAGCACUAGUGAGAAAGCUGCAAAAUGCGGCGGCGGGAGUCGGGCCGGCCCAAGGCUUCAGGCCUAACGCAGCGUGUGAUCAGUCACUUCUUCAAACCGCAGGGCGGUGAGGCUAAGCAGUCGGGGGCAGCCAGCUCUGCGCAGGCGGUAAAUUCCUCCAUAUCCCCAGAGGAUGAGCCCACUGCAAAAAAGAGAAGAAGCCACCAAGUCGGUGAGGGGAGCGAUGGCAUGGCUUUGGAAAAGAAAGAACAUACAAUCUGUGGAAAGUCGCUGAUCUCCAGCCGCACCCUGCACAGAUUACGAGCGUUUUCCAGUGAUUCUGGUAACAGUCAUGACCUAAAAGGACCAGAGACCCUUACCCCUUCCCCUGGCAUCUCAAAGUCAGAAACCAAAGAGGAAGAGGAAAACUCGCAUUCUAUUCCCAGGGCAGAGAAAGUCUCUUUGAAGACAUCUACUACAUUUCCAUCUUCCAGACACCAAGAACAAACUGCAAAUUCUUCAGAAGCAAAAAACCCCAACCGCAGAACCAAAAGUAUUUACACGCCCCUUGAGGAGCAGUACAUGGAAAUUAAGGAGAAGCAUAAGGAUGCCAUUUUGUGCGUUGAAUGCGGAUACAAAUACAGGUUCUUUGGAGAGGAUGCUGAGAUUGCAGCCCGUGAGCUGAACAUUUAUUGCCACCUAGACCACAACUUUAUGACAGCAAGUAUCCCCGCUCACAGGUUAUUUGUCCAUGUCAGACGGCUCGUGGCAAAAGGCUUUAAAGUCGGAGUUGUGAAGCAGACAGAAACGGCUGCGCUGAAGGCGGCUGGUGAAAAUAAAAACUCGUUAUUUACAAGGCAGCUCACAGCCUUAUACACUAAAUCCACACUCAUUGGAGAAGAUGUGAACCCAUUGGUAAACAUCGAUGAUUCUUUGGAGGUUGAGACAAUUGCGACUGACGCCCCAUGCAGCUACCUCCUGUGCAUAUGUGAAAAGCAUGAGAAGUCUAAAACGAAGAAAGCCGAUGACAUUAUUUUUGGGCUGAUGGCUGUUCAUCCAUCUACAGGAGAAGUGAUAUUUGACAGUUUUCAUGACUCUAAAUCACGGUUUGAGUUAGAGACGAGGAUUUUACAUUUGCAGCCGGCUGAAAUGUUACUUCCCUCUGAGAUUUCUGAAGGAACUGAAAAGCUCAUCUAUAACAUAACAGCAGCAUGUCUAAGAGAUGAUGACCGUAUAAGAAUUGAAAAAAGGGACAAAGAUCAUUUUGAGUACAGUCAUGCUUUUCAGCUCGUCAGUGAGUUUUAUGGGAAUGAUGCAGAUGCAUCUGCAGGUUCUCAAAGGUUAAUGCACAUCCUGAAGCUAGACGAGGCAGUGAUUCGUUCUUUGGCAGCGCUCAUCACAUAUUUGAAAGAAUUUCGCCUGGAAAGGAUACUCUAUAAUCCAAGCUGUUUCAUGCCAAUGUCGAACUCUGUUGAAUGCUUUAAUAUGAAUGGGACAACUCUAAGAAACCUGGAAAUCUUACAGAAUCAAACAGACCAGAAGACAAAGGGAAGCUUGAUAUGGGUCCUGGACCACACAAAAACACCGUUUGGCAAAAGAAAGCUCAAGCAAUGGGUGACGCAACCAUUAAUUGAUGCAAGCAAAAUAAAUGCUCGGCUUGAUGCGGUGUCUGAGAUCCUUUCAUCGGAUAGCUGUUUCCUCGGUCAAAUUCGUGGCUAUCUCUGUAAGCUGCCUGACCUGGAAAGAGGGAUUUCCAGUAUUUAUUACAAAAAAUGUUCCCCUCAGGAGUUCUUCUCAAUCGUCAGCACCUUGUGCAAUUUAGAAAGCCGCUUUCAGGUAUUGAUUCAUGUCGUGAACUCACAAGUUAAGUCAGCUUUGUUGAAAAUGAUUUUUACCGAAGUCCCACAAAUUCUCAGUCCACUGCAGAAGUUUAUGCAGGUGUUAAAUGAAGAAGCAGCCAAGGCCGGAAAUAAGACUAACCUGUUCACGGACCUCACAGACUUUCCUAUAAUAAAAGAAAGGAAGGCUGAGAUCCAGGAGGUAAUUUCACAACUGCAAGGACAUGUUAAAGAAAUCCGUCUCGUAUUGAGAAAUCCUUCCUUAUCUUAUACCACAGUGUCUGGACAAGAGUUUUUAAUUGAAGUUAAGAAUUCUUUGCUCUCCUGUGUACCAUCCAACUGGGUUUCUAUAAGUAGCACAAAAGCUGUCAGUCGCUUCCACUCUCCUUUUAUUGUCGAAAAUUACAGACAUCUGAAUCGGCUUCGGGAGCAGUUAGUCCUUGACUGUAAUACUGAAUGGCUACGGUUUCUUGAUAAAUUUGGAGAGCAUUAUCAUUCAGUAUCUAAGGCUGUGAAUCACCUAGCAACUGCCGACUGCAUCUUCUCUUUUGCUGAAGUGGCCAAGCAAGGUGAUUACUGCAGACCAACCGUUCAUGAUCAAGGAACUGAAAUAAUCAUUAAAAAUGGCCGCCAUCCGGUGAUAGAUUUACUCUUAGAAGAGCAAAAUCAGUAUGUUCCGAACAGCACCAGUCUGUCGGCAGACAUGGAGAGAGUCAUGAUAAUCACUGGGCCUAACAUGGGCGGGAAGAGCUCAUACAUCAAACAGGCUGCCCUCAUCACCAUCAUGGCACAAAUAGGCUCUUAUGUCCCUGCAGAAGAAGUCACUAUCGGCGUUGUGGAUGGAAUAUUUACAAGAAUGGGAGCUGCUGAUAAUAUCUAUAAAGGAAGAAGCACUUUUAUGGAGGAGCUGUCAGAGACGGCAGAGAUUUUAAAGCAAGCAAGUCCUCGGUCUCUUGUCAUUUUGGAUGAACUGGGAAGAGGCACCAGUACACAUGAUGGGAUCGCCAUAGCAUACGCAACUCUGGAGUACAUUAUAAGAAAUGUGACAUCAUUGACCCUGUUUGUCACUCAUUACCCGCCAUUGUGUGAACUGGAAACCCUUUAUCCUACUGUUGUUGGAAACUACCAUAUGGCCUUCUUUAUCGAUGAAGAGCAGGGGAAUGAACAUGAGUAUGAAGUUGCAGAUAAGCCAGAGCAUAUCACAUUUUUAUAUCAGAUAGCUCGAGGAGUUGCUGCAAGGAGUUAUGGAUUGAAUGUUGCUAAACUGGCUAACGUCCCAGAGGAAGUUUUAAAGAAAGCAGCUUGUAAAUCUAAAGAGCUGGAGGGGUUAGUGGAGAUGAAAAGGAAGAAGAUGGGGACAUUUCAAACAGCUUGGAAUAUUCAGAGUACUAAAGAACUGAAAGAAUUACUGAACUCCGAAUCAUCUGAUCAUUCAUCUUGAUACACGAAAGCUAAUGUGGAAUUCAUUGGGGUGAAAGAGACAUAGACACUAGGGAUGCACUGAAUGCAUACUUUAUGAUUUGUGCUGAAUAUAAAGUGGAAUAGGAACCCUAAUAUACAUGAAAAAUUAGGCACAAGGGACAUUAUUGAUGCAGCAUUGAUAUAGCUUCAGCUCAUGUCAGUCCUCAAAGCAAAAGGAUUUCAGUCGGAGUCACCAUUUAAGAAGCUGUAGAAAUAAUACACUUGUGUAUUUGUCACGUGGCUCUUAAUUUCUAAUCAUGAACAUAAAAAAAAUUAAUUUAGGUAACGAUUGA
Molecule: messenger RNA, 3665 nt
Organism: Bufo gargarizans (Asiatic toad)
Lineage: Eukaryota; Metazoa; Chordata; Amphibia; Anura; Bufonidae
Gene: MSH3
Product: mutS homolog 3
Exons: 24
Coding region: 119-3352 (1077 amino acids)
Biological process (GO): mitotic recombination; somatic recombination of immunoglobulin gene segments; mismatch repair
Cellular component (GO): nucleus
Molecular function (GO): ATP-dependent DNA damage sensor activity; ATP binding; mismatched DNA binding
Source: RefSeq, a predicted model, not a curated record